AUGACCUGUCCACAACCUAAUGCCCGUGAUCUCGGAAACUUACUUCUUUGUACCGUGGACCAAGUCCAAAUCAGAACCUCCAUGGCCACAGUGGUGGAACCAGGAGAGCUACCCAACCCAAGCUGCACCAGCAAAUUUCUUUUGGGAAAGGCUAUUCUGGUGAAUGGAGGAGAUGUUAAUGUAAAAGCUGUUGACAAUGAUAACUACCCAACAUUUGGACAAGAUUACAAUCAACCAAUGGAAGAGAGGAAUCAGACAGCUGUGACUAAGUUUCUCUUCUUGGGCCUCACAGAUCAGCUCCAUCAACAGAUAGUCCUAUUCAUCGUGUUUCUCUUUGUCUAUCUUGUCACUCUGGGGGGGAACCUGGGGAUGAUCACACUCAUAUGGAUAAGUCCCAGACUCCACAUUCCUAUGUACUUUUUUCUUAGCCAUUUGUCCUUUGUAGAUAUUUGUACCUCCUCUUCCAUUGCCCCCAAGAUGCUGUGUGAUAUCUUUGUGGAGAAGAAAGGCAUCUCAUUCAUGGGUUGUGCUGCACAGAUGUGGUUUUUUGGUCUUUUUGUGGCAACAGAAUGCUUCCUCCUGGCUUCCAUGGCAUAUGAUCGGUACAUGGCCAUCUGUAAGCCCUUGCUGUAUACACUCAUCAUGUCCCAGAGGGUCUGUGUGCAGCUGGUGGUAGGACCUUAUGUCAUGGGCUUUAUUAGCACUAUGACCCAUACGGUUCUCACCUUUGGCUUACCCUUUUGUGGUCCAAAUAUUAUCAACCACUUUUUCUGUGAUAUUUCUCCACUGCUUUCCCUAGCCUGUGCAGACACUGGGAGAAAUAAGUUGGUGCUUUUCAUCUUGGCAGGAGCUGUAGGAGUCCUCAGUGGUCUGAUAAUCCUGAUGUCCUAUGUUUGCAUCCUGGUUGCCAUCCUGAGGAUUCAGAGUGCUGAUGGGAGGCGGAAAGCUUUCUCCACCUGUUCAUCUCACCUGGCAGCUGUGUCCAUUCUGUAUGGCACUCUUUUCUUUAUCUACGUUCGUCCCGGCUCAAGUUCCUCCCUGCAUAUCAAUAAAGUGAUUUCUCUAUUUUAUACCAUGGUGAUCCCCAUGUUGAACCCCCUCAUCUAUAGCUUGAGGAAUAAAGAGGUAAAAGAUGCAUUCAGAAGGAAGUUUGAAAGGAAAAGUUCUGAUAGGUAA
This is a messenger RNA of Talpa occidentalis (Iberian mole), 1176 nucleotides long. Its product is annotated as olfactory receptor 5G3-like. The record is from RefSeq and is a predicted model, not a curated record. The coding region runs from base 1 to 1176 and encodes 391 amino acids. Gene Ontology annotation, biological process: sensory perception of smell; G protein-coupled receptor signaling pathway. The transcript is spliced from 3 exons. Lineage: Eukaryota; Metazoa; Chordata; Mammalia; Eulipotyphla; Talpidae. Gene Ontology annotation, molecular function: odorant binding; olfactory receptor activity; G protein-coupled receptor activity. Gene Ontology annotation, cellular component: membrane.